AAGGAAAAGAAAAGUUUCUGACUGCUUUCGUUUCUAUAAACCUUGAGCAGCGAAACACGAGCGAAGCAGAAGAAGAAAGAGAAAAAAUCCACAACAAACGACAAUGUUUAGGAACCAGUACGACACAGAUGUGACAACAUGGAGCCCAACAGGCCGUCUCUUCCAAGUAGAAUACGCCAUGGAAGCAGUGAAGCAAGGCUCCGCCGCGAUUGGACUCAGAUCUCGCUCCCAUGUUGUCCUUGCUUGCGUCAACAAAGCCCAAUCUGAGCUCUCUUCUCACCAGAAGAAGAUCUUCAAAGUCGAUGACCAUAUAGGCGUCGCAAUCGCUGGUCUCACCGCCGAUGGCCGUGUUCUCUCUCGUUACAUGAGAUCGGAGUCAAUCAAUCACUCUUUUACCUACGAGUCUCCUCUUCCCGUUGGCCGUCUCGUCGUUCAUCUCGCCGAUAAGGCCCAGGUCUGUACCCAACGGUCAUGGAAACGGCCAUAUGGCGUGGGCUUGCUAGUAGGUGGAUUGGAUGAGUCUGGAGCCCACCUUUACUACAACUGCCCAAGUGGAAACUACUUCGAGUAUCAAGCCUUUGCUAUCGGGUCUCGUUCACAAGCCGCAAAGACCUAUCUGGAACGUAGAUUUGAGAGCUUUGGGGAUUCUUCAAGAGAAGAUCUGAUAAAAGAUGCGAUUUUGGCUGUUAGGGAAACAUUGCAAGGAGAAACACUUAAGAGUUCUCUUUGCACGGUCGCUGUUCUAGGAGUUGGCGAACCGUUCCACUUCUUGGACCAGGAAGCGAUACAGAAAGUGAUUGACACGUUUGAGAAAGUUGCAGAGGAAGAGGAAGGUGAAGGCGAGGUUGGUGAGGGUGAGGCCGAAGCUGCUGCGGCUCCUGCACCAGCAGAACAGGGUGGUGGUGGUUCUGGUGACCAAGACGUGGCUCCAAUGGAGAUGUAAUGCGUUUGUGUGUAACGCUGGAAUUAUUUUAUGGAUGUUUAGUUGGAUUUUACUUUGGAUAAUUUCAUAUGAAUCAUUUGCAGAUGGCUAUGCUCGAAAACCUCGUGAGUUGAAUUUAUUUGUUCAUGUUAACGUACUAGCUACCAUUAAGACUUGUGGUUUGCCCUUUUGGUA
Molecule: messenger RNA, 1117 nt
Organism: Eutrema salsugineum
Lineage: Eukaryota; Viridiplantae; Streptophyta; Magnoliopsida; Brassicales; Brassicaceae
Product: proteasome subunit alpha type-1-A
Exons: 2
Coding region: 104-943 (279 amino acids)
Biological process (GO): ubiquitin-dependent protein catabolic process
Cellular component (GO): proteasome core complex; proteasome core complex, alpha-subunit complex
Source: RefSeq, a predicted model, not a curated record